AAGCACCGCCCACUUUUACCAUUUAACCCAUUCCAUUCCAACCGCUCAUUCCACUAUUACAAUGAAGACCGUGACGUCUCGUUUCAUUUCUUGUGUGGCCUGCCGUCAAUGAGACCAAUGUAUAUAUAAAUGGACUAUACAGUUAGAUCUAAUAGCUCAAUGUUACAAUCUUUGCAAGAUCUAUAUUUCUGGCGGCACCGAUGUUUUCAAUCGUAGUCUUGCUCUCACUCCUGGCUGUUUCGGCUAAUGCCGAUUUUUUUCACUUCGACAGCAUUUCAAAUGUUUCUACCUACUAUUUCAAUUACAUCUAUUGCAAUAUAUGGGAAGGGGACUGCCAACCACACCAGGAUGAUGCGACACAACAAGUGCCUACUGGCAACAUUUGGUCAGGGUUUCCCCAGUACUACACUGGCAUGCUGACUGCUUGGUACUGCAGCCUGGGUCAGUGCUGUGAUUCAGGGGACUGUAGGAUUACAAAUAACAUCACAGGAUUGGAGAGAGAUCUACAGGUGAAUCUCCACGGGCAGCACCUGGCCCAGUCUGUGGUUCUGAAAGCCAUUCAAGGAUUCAUUAAAAACCCUGAGUCCAACAAACCCCUGACUCUGUCCUUUCACGGCUGGUCUGGAACAGGCAAGAACUUUGUGGCUCGGAUAGUAGCGGACAACCUUUACCGGGAUGGUAUAAAGAGUGAAUGUGUACGUUUGUUCAUUGCCCCAUUCCACUUCCCUCACGCGAGAUUGGUGGACGUGUACAAGGGCCAACUGAGAGAAGCCAUUCGAGACAUGGUUCUGCGGUGCCCACAGACUCUCUUUAUCUUUGACGAGGCAGAAAAGCUUCAUCCAGGACUCAUCGACGCCAUAAAGCCCUACAUGGACCACUAUGAUAAUGUGGAUGGGGUCAGCUAUAGGAGAGCCAUAUUUCUGUUCCUCAGCAAUAUCGGUGGUGCUGCCAUCAAUGAGGUGGCACUGGAUUUCUGGCACUCGGGACAGAACAGGGAAGAUAUCGGCAUGGAAGAUUUGGAACAUCUUCUGCGGGCUGAAGCCAUGGAGGCAGAAGGAGGUUUUGCACAGAGCGAGCUGAUGUCAGGCCAUCUUAUUGACUUCUUUGUACCAUUCUUGCCGCUGGAGUACCGGCAUGUGAAACUGUGUGCACUUGAUGCAUAUGCUGCUCGUGGCCUUAAGCCGGAUGAGGGAACGCUGGAUGAAGUGGCCAAAGCCAUGCUGUAUGUUCCUAAGGAGGAGAAACUCUUCUCUGCACAGGGCUGCAAAUCCAUCCCUCAAAGGAUCAAUUUCUUUCUACCAUAACAGAGCGUUACACAAAAUCACAGAUUAUAGAAACAACAGAAUAUACUUGAAUGAAGCAGAAAUGACUGCUGAUAUCUGAAAUGCAAAUUAUACAACCCUGACAAUGCAGAAACAAAACACACCUUCACCUCGAUAUUUUACACUCUGAGAGAAAGGACAGGAACAAAAGAGCUUGCUCAUAACAAACCCUACUGUAUUGAUAUUUAAGAACGUUUUAUGUACUUCUAUCUUAGCUACUUCUCCCAGGCAAGCAACAUUACAUGUAUUGAUCUGACCUAAGCAACUUAACCUCUUUGAAAAAUAUUUUAUUUACAGUAAUGCACUUACAAUGGAAGGCUGUUAUUCAAGCAGGCAGAACCACAGUGUUUUUUAACAUUUGAGCAUUGCUCUUUUUUUACUUCCGUAAUAUGUAUUUCUGAGCUAAACAGGAUAUUGAAUAGGAAAAAAAGUAAGAAGGGAAUUGAUCGAAUCUGCUGGACUUUCCAUGUACGUAUUAUCGCCUAAUGUAUUUUAGUUUGUUUUCACAAACUGAAAGAGAAUUUUAAGUGGUCAUCAUUUUCUGUGGUGAUUGACUGUAUGCCACUAAGAAGCAUAAAAUAAUAUGCCACUACAUUUUUAUUUAAUCUGGAAUGUUUCUUUAAAGUUGCUGUUUAAUAAAUUUGUACAUUUUUGGCAUAUUUCAGUAAUCAUAGGCUGAAAUUACCACAAAAAAAGUGUUUAAUACAUUUAUUGUAUACUUUUUGUGUGUUGUGUAUCUUAAGGUGUUGUGUUUUUUGUUUUUUAAUUGGAACUCAAUUAAUUGUCACUUGUGUUUUUUGUUUUGUUCAUUGAUGUUUCCAUUUUGAGCACAUUAUGAGUUGUUGGGGAAAAGAUGAAGAUAUGUCACUGAAAUUUAUGUAGGUCGAAAAAAGAGCUAGAGUGACAAGCUUGACAAACUUGAGAUUGAAGAAAACAUUGCUUUACAUUUGAGGCUUGAUGUAAUGCACUAUCUUCCCCUCUCACAGGCCUGUAUGUAUUUUUUGUAGUUUGCCCAUUUGUUAAAUUAACUUGAUUUUAUUUGCUGUACUCAAGACAGUUGUUAUGCUACAGUAACGUGCAGCUAUGGUCAUUUUACUGUCAUUUUACUUGUCAGCCCUGAUAAUGUUACUGAAAGAACUAGAUUUUAUGUCACCAGCUAAAAUUAUAAACUUUUGUAAAGGUUUUGUCUACAAAUAAUAUCAGGCAAGUGAUAUGAAAAAGGUGCCUAUUGUCUGUUAUUUUUGUUUGAGCAAGCUUAAAUUGUGCAUUGCCAUUUCUUAUUUAUAACAUCAGUGGAAAAUUGUUAAAUGCCCUUGUUAUUGAUAUUCGAGGUGGGAAGAAAAGAACGAAAUAAAAGUUACACGUGCCAA
Pimephales promelas (fathead minnow) is the source of this 2692-nucleotide messenger RNA. It is a transcript of the gene tor3a, whose product is annotated as torsin family 3, member A. NCBI's taxonomy places the organism in Eukaryota, Metazoa, Chordata, Actinopteri, Cypriniformes, Leuciscidae. Gene Ontology annotation, molecular function: ATP binding; ATP hydrolysis activity. The record is from RefSeq and is a predicted model, not a curated record. Gene Ontology annotation, cellular component: nuclear envelope; endoplasmic reticulum lumen.